UCGCGAUCCCGCUUGUCCUGCCGAUCAUGAGAAGACACGAUUCAUGCACUAUUUCUGUCUAGCUUUCGGAAGAAAUUCCCCGUCUGUCACCAGCUCCGGCUCGACCGAUUAGGCUUAGCGGCUGCGAGUUGAAUUCGGCGCCGAUCACUGUGACCACCGGUCCCGCAUUCGUCCUGUCCGGGAAGAGGAAGCCGACAGAGGAGAACACAAUGAGCGGGGAUCGCUAUAUCGAAAACGAGUUCGACGAUUAUGCGCGAUAUUGUGAGACUUCGGCUUUCGCCUACGAGAAGUUCUUGCCCAAGAUCGAGUGUACAGUGUACAAGCUGUUGAAAGUUCUCGAGCUAGAGGCGCCGAUCAAGACAGACGCACGCGACUGUUCCGUCUACACAGGCUCUACCGGCAUAGCCCUACUUUACAUGAAUCUAGCUCUGAUACAGACAGCUGAUAAGAACGUAGAAUUCAAUGAGAAAGCGCGAGAGAUCCUUGUCACCCAACGGCUUGCGAAAAGAAGACACGAUUUCACAUUCCUCUGCGGUGAUGUUGGUCCCAUCGCGGUUCGCGCGGUUCUCCACCAUCGGCUAGGAUUGCAAAAAGAAGUGAAAACAGACAUAGACUUGCUGCAUAAGUUCGCUUCAGGCUGCGUUUCUCUGGAGACGGGAGAACCUGACGAACUUCUCUAUGGUCGCGUUGGAUAUCUUUACGCUCUACUCUACAUAAACGCUAAUAUCUCGACGAAACCUAUCGAUGUGAAACUCAUGAAAAAUGUUGUUCAGUCUGUUCUCGAAUCAGGGCAACUACUCGCCGCCAAGAUGAACUGCGAUAGCCCGUUGAUGUACGAAUGGCAUGAUAGUCUGUACUUGGGAGCCGCUCACGGUAUUUCCGGCAUACUGACCAUGCUGCUGGAAGCAAAAGAACUUCUAGACGCCCCCGAGAUGGCUCGAAUCAAAGGGACCAUCGAGUUCUUGAUCUCCCAGAAAUACCGCUCGGGGAAUUACCCAUCCUCGCUGGGAUCGACUUCGGAUCGUCUGGUACACUGGUGUCAUGGAGCUCCGGGAUUCCUCUUCCUGUUCGCGAAAGCGUACGAGGUGUUCGGAGAUGCUCCGUACCUGCAAGAGGCGCGACAAUGCGCCGAUGUCGUUUGGAAACGUGGAUUGCUCAAGAAAGGCUACGGCCUCUGUCAUGGCGUUGCUGGCAAUGCGUAUUGCUUCCUAAGAUUAUAUAAACUGACGAUGGAGGACUGCUAUCUGUAUAGAGCAGCCCGUUUCGCGGAGUUCUGCUGUGCCUACGGCACACAUGGCUGCCGAGUGGCCGAUAGGCCGUACUCCUUGUUCGAAGGCAUGGCUGGCACCAUACACUUCCUAGUGGAUAUGCUCCGACCUCUGGAGAGCAAAUUCCCCGGCUUCGAAGUUUGAUUGCAAUAAAAUGAGGGAAACUUCAUCUCGGA
Galendromus occidentalis (western predatory mite) is the source of this 1444-nucleotide messenger RNA. Its product is annotated as lanC-like protein 2. The transcript is spliced from 2 exons. NCBI's taxonomy places the organism in Eukaryota, Metazoa, Arthropoda, Arachnida, Mesostigmata, Phytoseiidae. Gene Ontology annotation, cellular component: plasma membrane. Gene Ontology annotation, biological process: peptide modification; carbohydrate metabolic process. The coding region runs from base 210 to 1412 and encodes 400 amino acids. The record is from RefSeq and is a predicted model, not a curated record.